GGUUCAUCAUCACUUGAACCAAAGCUUGGCCUCUUACGUUGCUUGUCAAUGCAGGUAUCCGAUAUCAUUGUCGCCGAGUGCUGUAUGUGAGCCCGACCAUCUGUUGGAACACCUUUGUCGACCAUUAUCUGUCGCCAACCUCGCCCUAGAGCUUCGAUAGCCCUCCCUCCCCUCCGAACCACGCCGACACCUGUCGACUCAGGCCACCACCCGCGCCUGCGCCCUGGCUUAAGCAUCGCGCUCCUGCGCUGCCAGGACGGCGACACUGACAAUUACAGGUAUGGUUUUAGCCUGAUAUAAUCCUUCUUGAGGCCGCACCGAGUCGACUGUCGGUCUGGCCUUGAGGUUCGCGCUGGUAGCAUCGUCGUGGCGGCUGACCAAGCUGACACUUUUGUUCCCUCAGCCCUGCAGACUCCAAGCCACACCACCAUCGCAACGCUGCUCUCGAACAUUUUUGACCUCGAACCCCACCGUACAUCUGCCUGCUCGAGCCAGGGAUCAACAAUGCUGUCGUUGAGAAGGCCUCGGUAGCAUUGAAUGGCUCAAGUUAUGAUGGCGAUGCCUCUCGAGUCGCUGCUCACAAACCCCAAUCCUGCAGUGCCUCGGUCACGCUCGAUCCUCUCCUACUUCUCCAGUUCAAUCGGUAAACAUGCUCGAAACAUGUUCGACCUCACCAUUGAACCAGAAGACCCUUUUCGAGUUUACUCUCCCGGUCAAACCGUCAAAGGGCAUGUUCUCUUGACGGUCACAAAGGGCUUCGACAUCACUCACCUGGUGGUCGCACUGCAUGGCUAUGCAAAGGUUUAUAAACACCAAGUCCCGCCAGGGGAACGGCUUCCUGCUCCUGAAGGGCUGGCAAUAGGUAAAGGAACAAGAGGCUUUCAGUACCAUGGCAAUGGGCUGGCGACGCUUUUUCAGAACGAGCAGAUUCUGUGCGGGAGUGGCUUUCUCAAGAAGCAUGUCUAUAAGUUUGCGUUUGAGGUGCCGUUUCCGGAAAAGAGUCUGCCCAGCACGAUAGAUUUUGAGCGAGGAACGAUAUCCUACAGGCUGACCGCUACAGUCACUCGACCGGUGACAAUCAGCCCAACAGUCAGUCGCAGUACGAGAGUCAAGUUCCGCGAUCAGAUUGAUAUUGAGCCCAUGUUCAACCCGAAGUCUAGGGUCAUAACACUCGAGCCCAUUUCGAAACGAGGCAAAGUUAAGGUCGUCAAGCCUCCUUCCUCGACCUCUGCCCAGAACAUUUCCCCCGCCAGCCACCUGACGCGAAACAAUACGCAAAAUAGCAACGCCAGUCGAAGUACUAAUUCUGUUGGCAAUCCACCUUUAAGUCCUGCGCCGAGUGAGGACACUGUGCAAACAAACGCCACCAGUACGAGUGCACAGAGCUUCCAAGUGACCGACGCCGAGCUGCCCUUCCGGAAACAUAGUCCCCAAACCAGUGAUGCACGGAGCAACGCAACCUCUUCGUCUUCUCAAACCAUUACGGCCACGACGGAGCUUCCACGGCACGGUGCUCUACCCGGGGAGACGAUACCGAUUCGUGUCUCAGUCAAUCAUUCGCGUAAUGUGCGAGGAAUGGUCAUCGCAACCUUGUACCGUCAAGCGCGGGUGGAUAUGCAUCCACCGAUUCCACUGGGAAACAACGAUGGCAAAACGAAAUCCGAGUAUGAAGACGUGUAUCCGAAAUCGCGCACGGGACUAGGUGGCUUAUACUUUGCCAACGCCUCACCCAACAGUGCUUUCCGAAAAGACCUGUCUCAGGCCUCGACCGUGAUGGUUGUAAAUCCAGCCACCAUGACCGCAGAUCUGUCCAUGUCUUUGAAAAUUCCCGAUUCUGCCUUUCCGACCAUUGCCAAUGUCCCAGGAAGCAUGAUCUCAUUCACAUAUCAUAUCGAAGUGGUGAUCGAUUUGUUCGGCAAGCUUGGCGAGACUCGGCUUUGGCCACGUCUCACUACCAGUGAUCCAGUCUUCUCCCAGGCUGGCGAAGUUGGUGACCACUCAACGUCUAAUUGGUCGCAUGGCAUUCUCGAUACGACACCCUUGCGUCGAACCAAGGGGGUCAUCACAUUUGAGAUGUCGCUCGUCCUCGGGACGCAUGACAGCGGCAGAAAGAGAAGACAAAACAAAGGGGCUGAAGUUGAGAUUCCAGAAGAAAUGUCACAAUGGUACGACCAGGGCGACCAUGACGCGUACUACAACGGUGACUAUGACGGGCAAUAUUACGAUGAAAACGGCCAGCCAUACUACGACGAACAUGGCUAUGACCUCAGUUAUGAACAACAGUAUUUCCCCGAGUAUGCCACAGCAGCUCCAGAAAUGAUGCCUCCACCUCCACUACAUGAUGACAUGGACGAAAAGUCACGCCUUCGAAGGCAAGAGCAAUUACUGAUGCCGAGCGAGCCGCCGCCCAGUGGGGAGGCCUCAACUACUGCAGAAGCAUAUGCUCCGACGGCGCCUGUGAUCUUGCCAGAUCAGCUCCCUGGGACCAGCAACUCAAGACAGGAUGGGAAUUCCACUCCUUCGACCUUCAACACGGCAGAGUCGGUCACAUCAGCGAGAUCCGGGGAAACGAUACGACCGGGAUCGGCGUCGCCGCCGCCGGCGCCACCUCCGCUGGGCACCGUCGAAGCCACCGAUGACAAGCAUGAACUGGAGCGAAGACGGUUACUUGCCCAGGCAAGCGCGCCGCCAGCGGAGGACGGGGGAGAUGCCCCCAGCAGUUCUGUUGCGCCACCUCCCCUGGGCCCGAGCGCGCCUACAAUUGACGAACAAGACGAAUAUAAUGUACAAACACUGAAUCAUGAUCAUUCAGGGCCGGAGCUACCGCAGUAUGAGCGCUGAAGGAAAGGGAAUGUUUGCUUUUCUUUUUGGAAUUUUUGUCAUUUGCUAUUCCAUCACAGCGAUGGCGCUGGGGGGAAAAUUUUGAAUGUUGUCGUGUUAAAUCUCGAAAGAGGUGGAUGUGGACAUGGAAUGAUAUAUCACGAAGCUGCUGUGCAAGCCUUGUUUGGUCUCUCGAGUAGGUACUUCACUUCAGUCCCCCUGGGUAAGGGAGGUGUACGAAAGAAUAAUGUACCGAGUAUGUGGGAACGCAUUUUGAGACCAGCCAAAUUUUUGGAAGUUUUGAAAAAAUCAAGAAAAGUGGCCAGCUGGGCCUGACACGUCAGUAUCAGUACGAAUGAAAACAUAGCUAUGUUGUCC
Molecule: messenger RNA, 3198 nt
Organism: Exophiala oligosperma
Lineage: Eukaryota; Fungi; Ascomycota; Eurotiomycetes; Chaetothyriales; Herpotrichiellaceae
Exons: 2
Coding region: 538-2841 (767 amino acids)
Biological process (GO): ubiquitin-dependent endocytosis
Cellular component (GO): cytosol; plasma membrane; cytoplasm
Molecular function (GO): protein-macromolecule adaptor activity; ubiquitin protein ligase binding
Source: RefSeq, a predicted model, not a curated record